UUUUUCCAUUGUAAAAUUAUUUCAUUUUUAAUUUUAUCACAAUUAAUUUAUCAUUCGAUAUCUCGUCGACAUAUCAGCGCUUUAUUCAAUAUUAAUCAAUCGUUAUUAUGCGGUAGACAUGACGAUAAUCAUUCGUGUAAGCAAGUGAUUUUUUUAAGUCCAAAGUGCAGUGUAUAUUUUGUAAUAUUUUGUGAUUGUGAUAGUUUUUUCGUGCCAAAAUGUCUUUGGAAGAGAAGUUCAACGCCGCUGUGAAUGUUAUUAGAAGCCUGCCUAAAAGUGGCUCAUAUCAGCCCAGCAAUGAGCUGAUGCUGCGUUUCUAUAGCUACUUCAAGCAGGCCACGGCGGGACCUUGCGACAUUCCCAAACCAGGGUUCUGGGAUGUCGUCAACAGAGCGAAAUGGGAAUCUUGGAACAGGUUGGGCAACAUGACAAAGGAAGAAGCCAUGCAGGCUUACGUUAGCGAGUUACACAAGAUAAUAGAAACCAUGUCAUACAACCAGGACGUAGCGUCGUUUCUAUCCGUGGACGACGAUGACUCGGGUAUCCCCAACAACGAUCUGGAACUAGUCGCUGGUGACGUGCUGGCUAGAGUGCGAUCUGAACACAAUACGCCUACAUGUUCUCCAUCAGCGAGUGGCGCGUCGUCUCCCGCCCGCGGCCGGUCCCCCCCGCCGCGCGCACGUCACGACUCGGAAGAGGAGUUCAUUGACACCGUUGAUGUUAGUAUAAGCGAAGCAGAAGCAGCAGCCGAAGCGGCAGCAGCGGAGCGAGCCGUGAGGGAGCGAGCGCCGAGGCUGAGCAACGGACAUGCGCACCAGAUCACAUCGCAGCUCACGCACCUGAAAGUGUUGGAGCAAUUGCCUGGUACCCUGGCGAGGUUGGAGGCUGAUGUAGCGGCGCUCAGGAAAGCCGUGGAAGGUGAUCGUAGAUUAAUCGAUCAAGUGUCAGGCGGCUGGAGAUGGCCAUGGCAAGAACUGUCAGUACCGACCCUCGCAUUGGUCGUGCUGUGGCCAUUCCUUGCGUACCGCAUCGCUAAUAGGCUGCAACGCCGUAAUACUUAACACGUCACGAACGACGGCACCACACUCAUCUCUAGUUGGACGAUAGCAAACACGAGUCAUACGUUAUUUACUACACGUGUAUUAUACAUUGUCGGUACGUACAGCGUGUCCCUGAUAUAGUGGUCCAAACAGCAUCUGUAAAUUGUACUGAUACUCCAAACUAAUGUUAUAAAUGCGAAAAUAAGUCUGUCUUUCCUGUUAUGUUUUCACGCCAGAACCGUUGAACCAUUUUGAUGAAUUUUGAUGUAUAUUUCUCGUCAGAAGGACAUAGGCUACUUUUUGUUACAAAAGUACAUCUUGUGAGUCUAUGCAACCUCAUAUAGCUUUGGUUGAUUCCUCAUAAAAGUCACUUUGGAAGAGAUAUGUAGUAAAUUGAGGAUAUUCACUGAUUGCUAUACGGUGUGAAAACACAAUUUCUAAAAAUUUUCACGAUCGAAAAUAAAAACACAAACUUACCUUGAUACAUUUUUCAAAUGGUUUUAAUUUCGUUUGUAAAAAAUAAAUUCUGAUAUAAAGCCAGUGUCCCUGCCUGAAAAUGCUGUUUGAAGAAGUCAAUCUACGCAGACGAAGUGGCGGGCACCAGCUAGUAAUCUAUAACAUUAAAUAACAUAACUUUUUUAUUAAAAAAAAAACAAACUACCUUAAAGGUUUGCUUACAGGCUUUUUAUUGGAAUUACACCUAAUUGCCAAGUUUUAUUGAAAUUUGUUAAAGG
Hyposmocoma kahamanoa is the source of this 1774-nucleotide messenger RNA. Its product is annotated as acyl-CoA-binding domain-containing protein 5. Gene Ontology annotation, molecular function: fatty-acyl-CoA binding. The transcript has 9 exons. Gene Ontology annotation, biological process: fatty acid metabolic process. Lineage: Eukaryota; Metazoa; Arthropoda; Insecta; Lepidoptera; Cosmopterigidae. The coding region runs from base 219 to 1061 and encodes 280 amino acids. The record is from RefSeq and is a predicted model, not a curated record.